AUGAAAAGUGCAAUAAGGGACAUUCGUGGUGGAGCAAAGUUGAGGCCGACAGCUGCUUUGUAUGGUAUUCCUGUUAUGACAUUAUCUGAUUACUCAAAAAGGGACAGCUAUGAUCUUUCAUUUCGCAUGGGAAGAAAACCCGUUUUCUCUCGUGAACAGGAGACAGAAAUUAGAGAUCAAAUAUUACUUCUGGCAAGUAUGUUUUAUGGAUUGACGCCACAAUCAUUGAAAGCAGCAGUUUUUACAUAUGCGGAGUCUAACAAAAUUAAAAAUCCUUUCAAUAAAGAUAAAAAAGAAGCUGGUAAAGACUGGAUGUAUGGGUUUUUAAAAAGGAAUCCUGAAAUAAGCAUCAGACGCCCGGAACCUACCAGCGUAAAUAGAAUUCUUGCCUUUAAUGCCACAGAGGUACAGAUAUUCUUUGAUAAUCUGUCAUCAACAUACGACAAAUAUAGAUUUCGUCCUCAUAGAAUAUUUAAUGUUGAUGAAACAGGCAUCAACGCUGUUCACAAACGAGAUAAUCACAGUAGUCAUAUUUCUGUGAGAAUUUACGAUUUUUGUCGCCAAAAUGGCAUUAUUAUGUUGACAAUACCGCCUCAUACGUCGCACAGGACCCAACCCCUGGAUAUUACAGUUUACAGUCCCUUGAAAACAGCUUUACAUAAAGAAUGUGAUGCCUAUAUGAAACUCCAUCAAUAUGAGAAACUAACGCCACUGCAAUUGAUUCCACUGUUCACUCAAGCGUAUUUGAAUGUAGCUAAUGCAGAAAAAGCACUUAGUGGUUUCCGAGCAUCAGGCAUUUGGCCCUUCAAUCCAAACGUUUUCAGUCAAUUGAUACAAGAAGGAAAUGAUAACGCUUCUGACAGGAUUUCCACAGAACAGGCUAUUGUAGAUAUAAGGAUGGAGUCUGAAAUGUGGAAGCAUCAUCUGCUUUACUAG
Messenger RNA from Acanthoscelides obtectus, 936 nucleotides. The record is from the annotation of a GenBank genome assembly. Lineage: Eukaryota; Metazoa; Arthropoda; Insecta; Coleoptera; Chrysomelidae.